AUGGCAUCUGAACCAGAUUUCAUCUGCUUAGAUAAGGCUACACAAACAACCUUUGAUAGCCAGGCAGAUGAUGCAACCCAGGAGAAGAAGGGAAAUUCAUGCACAGCUCACAUGAUUGCCCCUGGUAAAGAAAGAUACUACUUGGUGAAAACAAAAACCCGGAGAGAAGAGAGAGCCUUCACUGUCAAGCCGGAGUCAGAGCCUGGGGACUUCCUCCUGAAGGAAAAAGAGAAAGAAGAGGACACACGGAAGCACUUGGAAGGUCGUCAGGUUAUCUCCUCGCCAUCAGACAAGGAAAAUCUUAAUGAGAUACGUCAAACAACUGAUGCAGCAGCUGCAGUUACGGGUCAGAUACUUUUAGCUGUGGCUAGCUUGAGGGACACAGACAAAAACAGUAUCCAGGCAGCUUCAGCUAUGCUAAAUUCAAUCCUGAAAAAAGACAGGAACAAACUGAGGGAAAAGGUGCCAGAAAUCAUUGAUAUUAUUUAUUUCCACCUGCGUGCUAUCCAGGAACCUAGUGCAAGAGAAGUUGCCAUAGGGGCUGUGUGCCUCCUGACUGAAAAACAUACAGAAGAAACUAUCACAAGCCUUCUGAGGCUCUCACUGCUUUGUGACAGGCAUAUCACACAAAUUUGGGAAGCUUUGGGCCAAGCUAAACAACCUGUAAGACUCCAGGUUCUUGCAAAGCUCCUUGAAGUGCUGAAAAGAAAACCCUGCCUUACCAGUGAACUCCCAGGAUCGGAUGCCAAGUCCAAGGACAAUUCCUCCCUUCUGCCUCUAGCAGCAACAAAGGCCCUGUGCAUAAUAUUUAGGGAUAAAAAGUGCAAAGUUCCUAUGAACAGCUAUUAUGUAUCUGUGAUCAUCUUCCUGGUUAUUCAGCUGCACUACUUGAUGAACUGUUCAGAUACUGAAGGUGGACAGGAGGACAUACUCAAAACAUCAAACUAUAUAAGUUGUACAAUGGAAGCAUUAAAAGCCUUAGUUAAAAGGGAGAAGACUCCUCAGACGUGUUUUACAAGCCUAACAGGAAGUUGGGACCUUUUGUCUUCACCAGAGAAUUACCUCGAAGGAGUUCUUCUACUGGCCAGAGCCCUUGUCAAACAUCAUCGUGGGCUUGACUAUGCAGUAUUUACCAAGGUGAUACCACUUCUCCAUCAUGGGGAUGACAAACAGAAGCUGACAGCAAUGGCCUUUUUCACUGCACUUCUUUCUUCUGAGUCCACUUACACAGUGCUGCAAAAACAUUAUAUCCUGGGCCUAUUAAAGAACUGGCAGACAGAUUCAAGCUCAACCUACCGCUGGCUCAGUCUCCAUGGCAUGGGCAAUGUAGCUCGUCACCUGCAAAAUAAGAAAGAACUGUCCACCCUGAUUCUGGGCAUCCUUCCAAGUUUUCAUGACACUGAUGAGAAAGUGACUUUGACAGCUAUGGAGGUCAUAAGCAAGAUUAUAACACACCACAAUAAUUAUAUCAACAUGAACAUCUAUGUGAAGAUCGCCAAGCAGCUUCAGCCAUUCUUGGCCGAUGGGAGGUCCAAAAUAUGUUGCGCUGCAAACAAGCUGUUUCAAGACAUGCUUAAGAACCUAGAUGUGAAAGACAAAUCGACUAUGCAGGACCAGGUGCUCCACAGUAUUGUUACAUUGUUGCUGAACCUCCAAGAUCCACAUCUUGCUGUGGCUAAGAGUCGUAGAGACAGCUUAAAAGAGUGCAAAGUCUUUGUGGGAUGGAGUACGAAUGACAACCUGGACUCUUGGAGCAUGAUUUGCAAGCACCUUGUUAAGGAGCACCCAGGAAAACUGCGGAGCUUUCUGGACCAGGCACAGGACUAUAGUCAAAGCCCACAAAUGUUUUCAAGAACUGCAGCCACCAUGUUUAUAGAUUCCAUCUUGCAGCAAAUAGAAUCCAGUCCUCUGCAAAAGUCAGAAGUUGAUUUCUUGAGGCAAGCAUUCAGUUCAUUUCCAUCAGAAACACACCGUCCUGUCCCUGUUGUUCCAGAACCAGAAAAAGUACGCAGGUAUUGCGCAGAUCUAUUCAGAUGUUCCCGCUAUUUCCCAAGAUCCUGUAUUUGAUGCCUGUAUCUGAAGCUACUAUCCGUCUGAAUAAAGAGCACU
This is a messenger RNA of Rhineura floridana, 2109 nucleotides long. Its product is annotated as maestro heat-like repeat-containing protein family member 6. The transcript has 15 exons. Gene Ontology annotation, cellular component: cytoplasm. The record is from RefSeq and is a predicted model, not a curated record. NCBI's taxonomy places the organism in Eukaryota, Metazoa, Chordata, Lepidosauria, Squamata, Rhineuridae. The coding region runs from base 1 to 2067 and encodes 688 amino acids.